CGCACACAUCCAACGGUGCGUACGUCCGGCCGGCCCCGCGGGCGUGCCAAUCUGCCAGAGCUGAGAGCUGGCUGGCGAGCAACACGGUAGAAACGGAGCUGCAUCGAUGCUGCGCUGCGUUGCAUUCAUCGCUCGUAGAGUAGUAUUUGCAUUGCAUGUCGUGCGUGACGUACGAUCCAGUAGCCGUCCACCCACACCCUGACGAAUGCUGCUGCGCUUGCUUUGCAGUUUGCAGCGAGGGGAAUGGAGAAGAGGAGACAGGGAGGCCCCAGGUGCGUUCGAUCCAUACCAUUACCACUCACUCCCUCCCUCCCUCUCUCUGCACCUCUGUCUGCAGUCACUGCACACCAUCUGCUCUGCUAUCACCACCGCUUCCUCCAAUCCGUUCUUCUCCAUUUCAUUCUUCCGUUCUCCGUUUCACUCCCCCAUCUAGCUACCUGUGGCAGUCUAGCUCCAUAAAUCUAGUCACAUUUCGACCGGAGACGAGAGGAGAGGAGAGCUCGACACGACACACAGGAGUACUAGCUAGUAUACAGGAUGGAUUCGUUCGGCGGGGACGAGAAAUGGAAGCUGUCCAAGAAGGGCCGGAGCAGAUCCGGCAGGGCACACAUCACGGACGGCGCCGCUGGUGCGAGCAGCAGCACCACAAUGCUCAGCCGGAGCUACUCGGCCAGCGUGAGCGGCACCAGGGCCGACACAAGCAGCAGCAGCAGCAGCAGCUCUCAAGGGCAAGGGCAGGGGCAGGGGCAGCAAGGGUCGUCAGCGCGGCUGUCCAAGAAGUGUGUGGAGGCGGUGAAGGAACACCGGGCGCGCUUCUACAUCGUCCGCCGCUGCGUCUCCAUGCUCGUCUGCUGGCGCGACUACUAGCCACGCCGCCUGCCGGCCGGCCCCUGCAUCUCUCCAUGAUCCGUACGUCCAUGUAGCUAGCUAUAAGAGCUAGCUAGCUAGAUGACUCGAUCCAUCUUCUUGCUUUCUUUCUUUCUUGGCUUCGUAAUUAAUCUGUUCUUUGUUUUUAUUAAUUUGCGUCUGUACAUAAGUAAGUAUAAGAGCAUGCAUGAUUCACGCG
Molecule: messenger RNA, 1066 nt
Organism: Phragmites australis (common reed)
Lineage: Eukaryota; Viridiplantae; Streptophyta; Magnoliopsida; Poales; Poaceae
Product: small polypeptide ROTUNDIFOLIA LIKE 3-like
Exons: 1
Coding region: 538-867 (109 amino acids)
Biological process (GO): negative regulation of cell population proliferation
Source: RefSeq, a predicted model, not a curated record